Molecule: messenger RNA, 993 nt
Organism: Oncorhynchus tshawytscha (Chinook salmon)
Lineage: Eukaryota; Metazoa; Chordata; Actinopteri; Salmoniformes; Salmonidae
Product: V-type proton ATPase subunit S1
Cellular component (GO): proton-transporting V-type ATPase complex
Source: RefSeq, a predicted model, not a curated record
CCGCCAAUUCCUAAAAUGGGAUUUAAACCCUAAAUUGAGCCACACUGCUAGCCGUAUGCCUAAUAUUAACCUUUAAAUUAAGAAAAAAAAAACAUGCGAUAUAACCCAUUUUUACUUUGUGUUUGUGAUAACUAGUGACAACCAGUCCUCAGCGAGAACCUGGAGCAUCUCAAGAUGGCGGCUGAACGGAGGAUGAGGAUGCUAUCGGGUCGGGGUUGUGUGUCUGUGUUUCUGGCCGUGUUGUGCACCUUCUCCGUCGGGACCUGCGACGAACAGGUGCCGCUGAUGCUAUGGACGAGUGAAGGGUCUGGUCUGCCGUCCCAGGCUGUUCCUGCUGCUGGUCACAUAGUGGGUGUCACUCAGCUGAGCUCAUACCUGGAGACCGCCCUGGGUUCCGCCCCGCGCAACGUACUGCUCUUCCUGCAGGACAAGAUGAGCAUUGAGGACUUCACCAUGUAUGGAGGGGCGUUUGGCAACAAGCAGGACAGUGCCUUCCCUAACCUCGAGGGGGCGCUCCUCUCCAGCCCUUCCCCAUUGGUCCUGCCUGCCGUGGCCUGGCCGGCAUCCAGUGCUGUGAUCGGUCAACUCCAGGACCAAUUAGACACCUCUCCUCUCUACAUGGAACCAGAGACACUCAGCCAGCUACGACUCAACGCAUCUACCCCCGCCCUGCUGGUCUUCAGACUACCCUACAGCACCGGAUCUGAUCUGAUGUCUGCUAAGGAGGUUCUCAAUGGGAAUGAUGAGGUGAUUGGACAGGUGAUGAACAUUAUGAAGAGCCAGUCUGUCCCCUACACUGCCGUCUACACUGCAGUGAGACCCUCACGGGAUGUGUCAUCUCUGUCUAUGGAUAUGGAGGCUGGUGUGGGAGGAGGGCGCUCCCUAUUACAGUACGGAGACAGAAAGAGGGAGAGAGACAGACAGCGGGAGAGAGAAAGAGGAGAGAAACUAGUCAAGGAGAAGACCGGAGUCUACCCUCCAGUUGAGUUUAAG